Messenger RNA from Serinus canaria (Common canary), 1062 nucleotides. RefSeq names its product left-right determination factor 2-like. Gene Ontology annotation, cellular component: extracellular region. The transcript is spliced from 4 exons. Lineage: Eukaryota; Metazoa; Chordata; Aves; Passeriformes; Fringillidae. Bases 1 to 1062 code for a protein of 353 amino acids. The record is from RefSeq and is a predicted model, not a curated record. Gene Ontology annotation, molecular function: growth factor activity; cytokine activity; transforming growth factor beta receptor binding. Gene Ontology annotation, biological process: BMP signaling pathway; SMAD protein signal transduction.
AUGCUCUGCGUGCUCUGCCUGGUCCUCACGGUCCGAGCAUUUACCCAGGAACGCUUCAAGGAGGUGGUGCUGAAGCAGCUGGGGCUGUCCGAGGUCCCUAAACUGCAUUCGAGAGACUUGGUGAAUCUGGUUAUCCCAGAGCACGUCAAGAACAAGUACAUGUCCAUGCUGAAGCGGCAGAGGGUGAAGCGCCGAGCUCUGCCGAGCCUGGCUGGCAUCCUCAGGGGCAUCCCGGGACACACAGGGGAAGUCCUCUACUCCGACACAACCACGCGCCAGAAGCUGGUGUUUGACAUGGAAGGCAGAAUACCUAAAAACAGCGAAGUCACAAUGGCUGAACUGAAACUCUUCAAAAAGCCUGUGGACAGAGCAAAGCUGCCUGCCAGGCAGUCCCUCAGGCCCGUCUCCAACGCCAGAGUCAGCGUGUACUGGGUGCAGCAGCAGCACGAUGGGACCAACAGCACCUCCCUGAUAGAUUCCAGGCUGGUUCCUAUUCGUGAGUCGGGCUGGAAGAGCUUUGAUGUGACCCAGGCCGUGCAUUACUGGCUGAGAGGCAAGGGGCGGGAGCCGAUGUUCCUGGAGGUGUGGAUCGAAGGGGAGAGGCUGGGCAGCUACGCCUCGGAAAUGGCCAAAGCCGUGCGCUUCACCUCGCAGGACCCCAAGGACAAAGCCCUGGGCAAGCCUGAGCUGGUGCUUUACACCCUCAGCUUGGAUGACUACGGGAGCUCUGGGGACUGCAGGGAGGAGGCGGCGCUGGGGAAAUCCACCUGCUGCCGGCAGAAGCACUACAUCAGCCUGCGGGAGCUGCCGUGGGCGCAGCCCUGGAUCCUGGAGCCGGCGGGGUUCCAGGCGUACCGCUGCUCCGGGAGCUGCCUGCAGCCGCCCCGCGCCCCGCGCCGCCCCGACUCCGGGCCCCGCUCCUGCGCCGUGGCCGCCAGCUCGGCGCUGCCCGUCAUCUACCUCGUCAAGAGGGGCAACCACACCGAGAUUGAGGCGGCCGAGUUCCCCAAUAUGAUCGUGGAGAGGUGCAGCUGCGUGGCGGACGGCGUGGCGCUGGUGUGA